This is a messenger RNA of Ornithodoros turicata, 3362 nucleotides long. Its product is annotated as Krueppel-like factor 2. The coding region runs from base 445 to 1296 and encodes 283 amino acids. Gene Ontology annotation, biological process: regulation of transcription by RNA polymerase II. The transcript is spliced from 5 exons. Gene Ontology annotation, molecular function: RNA polymerase II cis-regulatory region sequence-specific DNA binding; DNA-binding transcription factor activity, RNA polymerase II-specific. NCBI's taxonomy places the organism in Eukaryota, Metazoa, Arthropoda, Arachnida, Ixodida, Argasidae. The record is from RefSeq and is a predicted model, not a curated record.
GGCGUGGACCAGCAAGCGUGGGGUGUGGCACGCCCCUGCCCAAGUGCAUUUGGUGGCGACAGACCCUGGGUCCACGCACACACACACCCAAUGUGACAAGCCGUCGAAACAACCGCCUUUUUUAACCUCUGGAUUUUCGACGCUUCUCUCGUGGAUACGACCGCGUCUACAACUGUCGGUACAGAGCAGAACCGUCCAUGAUGGAAAUGCAGAGAGCAUCCAUGCAUCCGGCUUCACUGUCACGCCAUCGUGCUCUGCGGGAUGCCAGCUUUACAAGGAGGUGCGUUGACGGGACGAGACAACUAAUCAGGGUGGUCGGUCCAUGGGAACUCUCGCCGCCUUCCGUGCCUAAGCUACCCGUGUUCGAAUCCCGGCGUGCUGUCUCUGUGUGUUCUCUCUCACAGCGAGCUACGAAGCCGAUCCAGGUCGCAUAAUCACACACAAAUGUGGCAAGACAUCGAAAGCUUCCUUCUGGAUGAUGUUCAAAACGAAGCACGUUCCGACUACAACAGCCGACACGAUCCCCAUCAACCUUCCUCAUCUCACCACCUCGCAGACGACGACGACGAGGAGGAUGACGAAGAUCCUUACACUCCACCAUGCCCACACUCCUCACCAAACUCCAUCACCACAGCAUCCUACCGCCCCACCUACGACCCAUCAUACCAGGCCAAACGGGGACCGUUCUGUCCCAGCGAACAACCGCAGAUCUUUUCCCAGUACAAGCAGCCAGAACCUUCGUACUACCCGCAAACGUACGAGGCGUACAAUCCGUACCAGUACGUGACGUACUGUCCAGUUCCACCGCAGCAGAUCUCCCCGCCCGCGUCGCCCGAGGUCUCCUCGUGUUACCAACAGCCGCACCCGUACAACGGCGACUACGCCGUCCUUCCAGUGCAGAUGGUCACUCCCCCGUCAUCGCCCUCUAGCGGCCUCCUGGCGUCCACGUCAGUCGUCAGCCUGACCCGGGGUCCGACGAAGGCGCCCCGCGGACGGCGGGGUCGCCGCAAUGCGGGCCGGAAGAAGGUGACCAUUCACACAUGCGCUCAUCCGGGCUGUAGCAAGACGUACACCAAGAGCUCGCACCUGAAGGCGCAUCUGAGAACGCACACGGGUGAGAAACCGUACCAGUGCAAUUGGAAGGGCUGCGGGUGGAAGUUUGCGAGGUCAGACGAGCUUACCAGGCAUUAUAGGAAGCAUACGGGCGACAGGCCCUUUCAGUGCCGCUUGUGUGAACGGGCGUUCUCUCGCUCAGAUCAUCUCUCGCUGCAUAUGAAGAGGCAUGCGGUGCCAUAGGUUGUGGACGCGAAGGGGUCUUAUUGUGUCUUCCGACAGAGUUUGUUCAGGACUGUGUGAACAUUGAUGAGGACAGCUGAGGAACGCGAAUCGUACCAAACGAACGAACGCGGUUUGUGAAUAAGAGGUCAUUCCAGAACAAUCUAUACGGCUGCCUGCCCUCUAUGUGGGUAUCAACAAUGACUGCAGCGAACUGCCACGUGAGUGACCCGCGUGGUCAUGACGUGCAAGCAGACGAUGCAAUAUGCCUUCGCCAGAAGAGGUGGACUGGUACAUUGAAAGUGACGAUGGUACACAUAGACGGGCAUCUAGCAAAUCUCAGGGCAUGAUGUUUCGUGACUGUUCUUCGUCGCCUUAGUCAUGACCAAAAGACAGUGCCUUGUACGUCUUUGUGCGACGGAAGGUUCAUGGUGAGAAGAGUGCCUGUACUGUCGUGUUGCCUGUUAAUGUAUUUUUCUGUGCAGAUCUGCGCUGUUUUCAUUUAUGGUGCGAUGCCUUUACCAGAUAUCUGUAUUUAGCGAACAUUGAUCUUGCGAUGGUUGCAGUGAGAGAAGGCAUGAUGACUGGUAAAGUAAGCGACAAGCCCCAGAACCAUGUUAAAAAUUUUGCGGAACAUGCCUUGUUUUCCACGAGGGCCCUUGAGUCCAAGAGAUCUUGCAAUGCAAAUGAUAAUUUUCAGAUAAUUUUGCGCAUGAACCCUGUAGGUUAUCGGGGCUGAUCAGCCCCGAUAACCUACAGGUUGUUUCUUUGCAACAGUUGCCGUAACGAUUGCAACUUCAUGGAUCAUUCCGAUAAUCAACUUUAAUUAUCAUGCUUCCGUUGCCAUUGUUUCAGAAACACAUUAAAGAGACAUCCUUCAAGUUAAUAUGAGUGACAAGAACCGUUGCACAUUAGUCGGCGGCGGUGGUAGUAGCCAAUGGUGAACAGGUCGCGUGCUUCAUUCUUGUUUCUCAUUGCACGACAUUGCAACCAAUGAUGAUAUUUUUUGUGUAACCUCAUUUGAACACGCGCCAGGGAAAAAGCACGCGGCGACCCAGAAAUAUCUUAAAAAUAGCGUCUUUAUGUGCGGCUUAUUUUUCUUACCGCCGAUUGUCCUCGUUUUCAGACUGAGGAAAUACUGUUCAUAUAGGCAUUCGAGGCCUGCCUUAUAUGCUGUCCAUCAGUUGUCAGUGCGUGGUUCGAACUUCUUGGUGUAUACACCGGUGGAUGUGUGUUGUUGGGUGGGCUUACCUCACUGAACACUCAAAGAAAACAUAAAAAAGAAAAACGAAGCCAUUGCAAAACUGCCAGUGAUGAUCAAUCCCAUAUACAGCCAAUAGAAUGAAUGAUCUGCCUCAGGUGCUAGCUGCCUACCUGCACUCUAAAGAAAAAAGGAGUAACUUCAGUCCUUAUGUGGACUAGGUGCAUUACCACAAACCGUUACUCUCUUACGGGAGUAACUGCGGGAAAGUUAUGCGAAUUUUAGGGAGUAUUUGCAGUGUCAGGGAGCAAAUUUCAUGACCUGCGAACUAAAAUGGGGAGAAAGAGCAAUCUACGGUACUAUAAGUUUUAAUAGCUCCCCACAUUAAUCCUGUUCUUUUUUUUUUUUUCUUAUUGUGUGUCGCACAUACUGAAGCGAGUCAAUACUGACCAUAAAUGUUCCUGCUGCUCAAGUAUUGCGCUGUGGAUUCAAUACCCCUACAGUUUCACUGCCCAUCUAUUUGAUCGGCUGCAGAACACAAUAAAGUAUUCGUGUGAAACUGAGAUCACAAAAUGCAAAAAAAUAAAAAUUAAAAAAUGUCUGGCGGCAUGAACGGCUCGUUGAAUCUGGCAGUAACCAUAUACCGAAAAGUUGGAACCACACAUGGCAUCAUUUAUUCAUUGUGCAAUCACUCAUUCUACGAAACUAGUGUCGUAUAUAGCAUCUUGGAAGCUUGUACAUAAGUUAUUAUUACUGUACAUAAACCUAUAUAGGUAACAUUGUGUCAACACAUUGAGGGGAUGCGAUCCCAGAUCUCAGAGGAUUCGUGUGUCUCGCAGGAAAUGAUGAUGAUGAUGUGCUUCAAUAAAUGUGUUAAAUGUACAGA